UGGCCACCAUUUGUAGCGGCUCCCGCUGCUUGACCUCUCAUUUGCUGUGUGGUGGCUCCGACUGCUGCUGUUUUUUGCUGGCUCUUGCACCCACUUUAAUGAGUCACAUUCUUACAAAUUAUUCCUCCGUAUAAUUCAGUAAAGUUUUUAGGCCUUUUCGGUGUUGAAGUUUUCCCUCUUUCCCCACCCCCUCCCCUCCCCUCCCCUCUACCCAAGGCGGGUCUCUGUGAGUCGGUGGGGAGGUCGGUGCGGGACAGACAGACAGAGAGAGAGAGCGAGUCCAGGCUCCAGGCCCGGUUACCAUGGCAGCCGCCAAGGACGGAGUGGCCCAGGAGAAGUACAAGCUGGUGGUGGUGGGGGGCGGCGGCGUGGGCAAAAGCGCUCUCACCAUCCAGUUCAUCCAGUCUUACUUUGUUACAGAUUAUGAUCCAACAAUUGAAGACUCUUAUACCAAGCAAUGUGUUAUUGAUGACAGAGUGGCAAGAUUAGAUAUUUUAGACACAGCAGGACAAGAAGAGUUUGGAGCCAUGCGAGAACAAUAUAUGAGGACUGGGGAAGGAUUUCUCCUUGUCUUCUCUGUCACUGAUAGAGGAAGUUUUGAAGAAAUUUACAAAUUCCAAAGACAAAUCCUCCGAGUAAAAGAUCGUGAUGAAUUCCCUAUGAUCCUUGUGGGUAACAAAGCUGACCUAGAACAUCAAAGGCAGGUGACAUCAGAAGAAGGGCAACAACUUGCAAGACAGCUCAAAGUAACAUACAUGGAGGCUUCAGCCAAAAUUCGAUUGAAUGUAGACCAAGCUUUUCACGAACUAGUCCGAGUUAUAAGGAGAUUUCAAGAGCAAGAAUGCCCUCCUUCUCCAGAACCUUCACGGAAUGAAAAAGACAGUAGUGGCUGUCACUGUGUCCUAUUUUGAGAUGUUGUUUCCUGUAUUCACCUAACAGCUGCCAAACCACCACCUGUCCUUAUUUCUGCCUUCAAAAUCAUUUUGUGUGUCUAUCAGUAUUGCCUCUUUACCUGCAUGAUUACUGUUUGGUUGCAGAGAGCCUUAGUCUGAUAAAGAAGUUGGCUGUGUUAUGCUCUUGAGGGGGAGAGAAUUUUGUUACCCCUCUUUCCUCAAGACCAAAGGUUAAAUUUCAAGAAAACAAACACUAAGGUUGCUACUUAGAAUGUCACACCAUUGUAUUUGUUUCAGGAAUGAUAUUUCUAUUAAUUAUGAAAGAAAAUUUGGAAUGUAAACAGUUGAUUUGAGCUAACUUGCCGGAUGAAGUGUUUAAAAUCCAUGCUUACGUGUCUUGUCCAAAGUGCCAUUUAAUUUCUCGUGGUAUGGUUACAUGCUGAUCAGCUAUUGUACAUAGGGAUCCUUUAUUUCCAAGAGAAAAAAAACUUACCAAUUGAUAUAGAGGAAAGGGCAGCAAGGAAGGGUGAACUGAUUAUUUCUUUGCCCUGGUUAACACACAGAAAUAAGCCUUAACCAACACCUCAUUGUUGCUAAGAGUCCGAGUUUCAUGUCAUGCUGCAGUUUGUUCCAGUGGCCAGAUCCAGUCAGUCUGCUGUAUUUAUUUUAAACAACCCAGAGAGAUUUUGAAGAAAUAAUGUGGCUAAGAACCUGUGAUCUCACUGGAUAUGAACAUUCUAGAUUUUUUUCGAAAGCAAUUCCACAUCAUUGUUGAGGAGUUGCAAGUCUUUCUAUUUGCCUUCCUUUGAUGUGAGUUUUUUUGGGAUAAGGGAUUCAAAGUGCUAAAUUGUAGUUGAUUUUUCCUCAUGUAAUAUAAAGAGAUGGAAUUGACCUUUCCAUUGAUGAAGAUGAUUAAAUGUUUUGCUAUAUACUUUUAUACAUUAUUUUCUUAUCAAACUAGUUAACAAGUAUUUUUAUAUGUUUGUAAACAAAUAUGCUUUCACAGCAUAACUUGUGUAUAUGUAAAGAUGAGUAUUUAAUUCUCACAUUUCACUUUUAACUGACAAAAUUAUAGGUAUAAUUUACAAAACUGUGGUAGUCCUUUCCUAAUGUCCUCGUAGUAGCUGGGUGUACCCAGCUGUGUGUGGUCAUGUGCCUACAAAGUUUACCUACACAGAGUUUAACUCGAUUUUUCCAGAAUGCUACGACCAGGCAUUACAGAAGAUGGAUCUAUUAUGUAAAAAUGUGGAAUCUGAGAAACUCCUGCUGAUAUUUUUUGGGUUUGACUGUGAAUGGUCUCUGAGUACAAGUUCAGCAGAUUUGUAACUUGGUUUGAGGUUUGUUCUUCGAGCUGGAUCACUGAAAGGUUAUACACAACUAUCCUGACAGUGACUAUACAUCAACUCCUUGAAUUUGGUUUUACUAUACCCUUGUAUAGCUUCUGGUGCUAGAAUAAAAGAUAAUUAAUUUA
This is a messenger RNA of Carcharodon carcharias (great white shark), 2364 nucleotides long. RefSeq names its product RAS related 2 (gene rras2). Gene Ontology annotation, cellular component: plasma membrane. The coding region runs from base 303 to 911 and encodes 202 amino acids. Gene Ontology annotation, biological process: signal transduction. The record is from RefSeq and is a predicted model, not a curated record. Gene Ontology annotation, molecular function: GTPase activity; GDP binding; GTP binding. The transcript has 6 exons. NCBI's taxonomy places the organism in Eukaryota, Metazoa, Chordata, Chondrichthyes, Lamniformes, Lamnidae.